UCCCUGCCGGGCCACCCCCGAAGCCGCCUGCCGGCGUCCUAGCUGCGGCCGGCGAGCCGUCGUGCGGCCGCGCCCAGGUCCCGGUUCCCCAGUUCGUGGGCGGUGCGUCAGAGGAGGCGGGUGGCGCGCGGUGACGGCGGUGACCUCGGGCCGCCCGCCGGACGCAGAUGGCUCAGGCGAGGAUCAGCGCCAAGGCCAACGAGGGCCGCUUCUGCCGCUCCUCGUCCAUGGCUGACCGCUCCAGCCGCCUGCUGGAGAGCCUGGACCAGCUGGAGCUCAGGGUGGAAGCUCUGCGGGAAGCGGCCACGGCUGUGGAGCAGGAGAAGGAGGUGCUCCUGGAGAUGAUCCACAGCAUCCAGAACAGCCAGGACAUGCGGCAGAUCAGCGACGGAGAAAGAGAAGAAUUAAAUCUGACUGCAAACCGUCUGAUGGGACGAACCCUGACCGUGGAAGUAUCAGUAGAAACAAUUAGGAACCCCCAGCAGCAGGAGUCCCUCAAGCACGCCACCAGGAUCAUUGACGAGGUGGUCGGCAAGUUUCUGGACGAUCUGGGAAACGCCAAGAGUCACCUGAUGUCACUGUAUAGCGCUUGUUCCUCUGAGGUGCCUGCAGGGCCGGUGGAUCAGAAGUUCCAGUCCAUCGUGAUUGGCUGUGCUCUCGAGGAUCAGAAGAAAAUUAAGAGAAGGCUAGAGACCCUGCUAAGGAACAUUGAAAACUCUGACAAGGCCAUCAAGCUGCUGGAGCAUUCUAAAGGGGCUGCUUCUAAAACACUGCAACAGAACGCUGAAAGCAGAUUCAACUAGUGUUCAAACCUAAGAGCCCUUAAAAAUAAUCAUGUGAAAGUGCUAAAGUACUAUCUUAAGUGAUAACUAGUUCUGUUUGUUAGACAUAACAACUCAUUUGAUACUGAUAGUUGUUUCCAAUGAGGAAAAUAUCUCAGUGUUGUUAGUUUUGUGAACAACGAAACUAGAAAUAUUUUGAUUACCUUUCUGGAAGUUUUUAGAUUGAAUUUUUGUCUUGUACUAGGAUCUAGCACCUCAUAUAUAUAUCUAUAUUUUACUAUUCUGUGGAUGAACACUUAGUAUGUGGAGGAAAUGAGUGCUCAGCUAGGGGCAAGAGCAUCACAGUUCUCUCUGGGCUUUGUCUGCAAAGACACACGGGCACGUAGGGUGUUUGGUUGACCACACAUCCUGUACCUAGAGCAGCCACACACUUGACCACGCACCUGCUGUGAGCCAAGCAGUGAACUUGGAAGUAUGGAAGGGAACCUUCCCCAAGUCUUCUAUUUCAUUCAGCAGAUUUUUUAGACAUCUAUAUCAGAUUAUUUUAAACUUAAAGAUUUAUGCAUCUCAUAAUAUGAAUGUAUUUCUUGACAAUACGUGAGAAUAUGACAUAAAAUGUGGGAGACUUCGCCUCUAAUUUUACCAUUCUGAACGAUAUAUCCACUUCAUCUUUUUCCAAAUGCAUCAUUUCUUUAAUCAUUACAGAAAUACAAUGUUGUAACUUGCCUUUAAAAAGAAAAAUUAAAUGCUGUUUUAAAGUCUGCUUUUAAUUCUCAACUUAAAAACCUCUAUUCCGUGUAGUUGUACACUUUACUUGCCCAUUCCCCUUACUGGACACUUAGGUUACUUCCAGUUUGCUGCUUAUUACUGCAACAUAGUUGUAUACAUAGGGCUUUUUCCUGCUUUCUUUUGAUUUUGAUUUCUUUGUAUAAAUUCCCAGCAAUGGGUUUUACUGGGUCAAAGGGUAUAUACAUUUUCACGGCCUGAUAUGUUUCCAAAGUUUUUUUGUAUGAGUUAUAUCAAUUUAUACUGUCUUCAGUAAUUAAAAAGCAGCUGUUUCA
Hippopotamus amphibius kiboko is the source of this 1843-nucleotide messenger RNA. It is a transcript of the gene BAG2, whose product is annotated as BAG cochaperone 2. Gene Ontology annotation, molecular function: protein-folding chaperone binding; adenyl-nucleotide exchange factor activity. Gene Ontology annotation, biological process: protein stabilization. The coding region runs from base 168 to 803 and encodes 211 amino acids. Lineage: Eukaryota; Metazoa; Chordata; Mammalia; Artiodactyla; Hippopotamidae. The transcript has 3 exons. The record is from RefSeq and is a predicted model, not a curated record.